AGAGAGAGAGGGAGGGAGGGAGGGAGGGAGGGAGGGGUUGGUAAAAGAGGCAGAAAGCUGAAACCAGAAAGGAGAGUAAAAGGCCCUCUGCACUUUGUUGCGCAAACACAACACAACAUCAAGUGAAGUAGCUUUCUUGCUUGCAAGCUUCAAUAAAACUAAUUAGGAACGAAGGAUCCUCCACUGUCCACAUCCCACUCUUUCUCUUUCCUUUCCAAACCCUUCUUGUGAAGCAGCAGCGCAUGCAAAAAACUUUAGACAAGGAUCAGCGUCAUCCUAACCGUUUGAUUAUUUCACCGCACAUUGUCUCCUCGCUAUCUGAUCAUUUUGGAGUUUUUUUUUUUACUCUAAUCAAUGGGAGCCCGCUGCUCCAAAUUCUCUUUCUGCUGGUUCCACUCUCACCUUAAACCUUCAGUCCUCGAAUCCUCCGAUCUCGAAAAUGGGGGCAAAAGUGACAGAAACGCAUUUCCCAGUUUCACCGAGUUCAGUUUCGAACAACUGCGAGCAGCCACGUCUGGGUUCUCUUCGGACAACAUAGUAUCGGAACACGGUGAAAAAGCUCCCAACGUUGUUUACGAAGGGAAACUAGACAAUGACCGUUGGAUCGCCGUUAAACGAUUUAAUCGUCUCGCCUGGCCUGAUUCCCGCCAAUUCCUCGAGGAAGCGAGAACGGUGGGGAGCUUGAGGAGUGAGAGAUUGGCGAAUCUGAUUGGAUGUUGCUGUGAGGCAGAGGAGAGAUUGCUUGUUGCUGAGUUUAUGCCCCAUGAAACUCUUGCUAAGCAUCUUUUCCACUGGGAGAGCCAGCCCAUGAAAUGGGCAAUGAGGUUGAGGGUAGCUCUGUACUUGGCACAAGCUCUGGAAUACUGUGGCAGCAAAGGAAGGGCGUUGUAUCAUGAUCUCAAUGCCUACAGGAUCUUAUUUGAUAAGGAUGGUAAUCCCAGGCUAUCUUGCUUCGGCCUCAUGAAGAAUAGCCGAGAUGGAAAAAGUUACAGUACAAAUUUGGCUUUCACCCCUCCAGAGUACUUGAGAACUGGUAGAGUUACACCAGAAAGUGUGGUUUACAGCUUUGGAACCUUGUUGUUGGACCUUCUGAGCGGCAAACAUAUUCCCCCAAGUCAUGCACUUGACCUGAUUCGUGGCAAAAAUUUCCUGAUGUUGAUGGAUUCUGCUCUAGAAGGCCAUUUUUCAAAAGAUGAUGGAACAGAGUUGGUUAGAUUAGCUUCCCGUUGUUUGCAGUAUGAAGCUCGUGAAAGGCCAAAUGCUAAAUCCCUUGUCACUGCACUUAUGUCACUUCAAAAGGAUACAGAGGUCCCAUCUUAUGUUUUGAUGGGCAUCCGAGAAGAAACUGCAUCAUCAACUCUGCCAUUGUCAUUGACUCCUUUUGGCGAGGCAUGCUUGAGAAUGGAUCUCACUGCUAUACAUGAAAUACUGGAUAAGAUUGGAUACAAGGAUGAUGAGGGGAUUGCUAAUGAGCUUUCUUUUCAAAUGUGGACCAAUCAAAUGCAAGAGACCUUGAAUUCUAAGAAGCAUGGAGAUGCUGCUUUUCGAGCUAAGGAUUUUGCAACUGCCAUUGAUUGCUAUACACAAUUCAUUGAUGGCGGAACCAUGGUGUCACCCACUGUGUACGCUAGGCGCUGCUUAUCUUACUUGAUGAGUGACAUGCCGCAAGAAGCUCUAGGGGAUGCUAUGCAGGCCCAAGUGGUGUCUCCUGAUUGGUCCACUGCCUCGUACCUUCAAGCAGCUUGCCUCUUUAGCCUUGGAAUGGAGACUGACGCGCAAGAAACACUCAAAGAUGGCACAAACUUGGAAGCCAAAAGAAACAAAAACUGAAAGUGUAUAGGUCUUUUUUUAUGAUUUUCGUUUAUUAAUUAUUGUUUUUUUUUCUUUUUUAGUAAUUUUGUGUAGGCUCUUGUGUGUAUUCUUGCUUCUCAUUUCUCCAUCCUCAUUUUGACCCAUUGUUGACAUCACAGGAUUCUUCAAUUAUUUUUGUUUGUGUGGAUAAAGUAUAUGCUUCUGCA
Messenger RNA from Populus nigra (black poplar), 2018 nucleotides. Its product is annotated as serine/threonine-protein kinase BSK6-like. Gene Ontology annotation, biological process: brassinosteroid mediated signaling pathway; protein phosphorylation. Bases 355 to 1830 code for a protein of 491 amino acids. NCBI's taxonomy places the organism in Eukaryota, Viridiplantae, Streptophyta, Magnoliopsida, Malpighiales, Salicaceae. The transcript has 10 exons. The record is from RefSeq and is a predicted model, not a curated record. Gene Ontology annotation, molecular function: protein binding; ATP binding; protein kinase activity.